Molecule: messenger RNA, 549 nt
Organism: Cercopithifilaria johnstoni
Lineage: Eukaryota; Metazoa; Nematoda; Chromadorea; Rhabditida; Onchocercidae
Source: the annotation of a GenBank genome assembly
AUGAAUUUUUGGCUGGAAGGGAUGAUAGCAUUUCUUGAACUUCAGAAUUCUGCCCUUGGUGUUGCAUUAUUAACACUACCUGAUGUUUUAUUAUUGGAUGAGCCAACAACUGGAGUCGAUCCAAAUGCAAGACGUCUCAUUUGGGAUAUUCUAUCAAAAAUUAGAGAAAGUGAUACUGCCUUGGUGCUCACUUCACAUAAUAUGGAGGAAUGUAAUGCGCUUUGUACACAAAUUGCAAUUAUGACAAAUGGUGUAUUCCGAUGUUUUGGCAGCACACAGUACAUCAAAUCAAAAUACGGUAGCGGAUAUAGCUUGGCAAUACGAUUAUCCACAAGUAGUCAGAUUGAACCUACAAAAGAGUUAAUAAAAGAAAUGUUUCCUGAUGCUCGACUAAUGGAUGAGCAUAUAUUGCAUCUAAAUUACGAAUUAUCAGUACAGAAAGAGCGAACAUGGUCAACGCUUUUCGAAAAUCUCGGAAAAUUGGCAGAAUCGGUGAAUGCGACGGACUAUUCGAUCAGUCAAACAACUCUUAAUCAGGUAAAUCAUUGA